This is a messenger RNA of Puntigrus tetrazona (Sumatra barb), 2486 nucleotides long. It is a transcript of the gene prr5l, whose product is annotated as proline rich 5 like. The transcript has 9 exons. Lineage: Eukaryota; Metazoa; Chordata; Actinopteri; Cypriniformes; Cyprinidae. Bases 262 to 1302 code for a protein of 346 amino acids. Gene Ontology annotation, cellular component: TORC2 complex. The record is from RefSeq and is a predicted model, not a curated record. Gene Ontology annotation, biological process: TORC2 signaling.
CCGCCCACAGCGGGCGCUUCGCAGCGGAGCAUCUUGCUUUCUUGUCUCACCCGACGAAUACUUAGUUGAUAAACAGCGCUUAGGGGCUGAAGUUUUAUUUUUAAAGGGAGCCUAUGGGUUGGCACGGUUGCGUUCGUCGAAGUUGCAUUGAGCGUUUAAAUGUGUGAGAACGGUCGCGGAAAUUAUAAUGCGGCUGAACUAACUCACAGUUAGGACUGAGAAGAACAAGCUGCACGUGCCUGUCUUCAUCUCAACUAAACCAUGGGGUCCUUUCGAAAGCCCAGGCCCCGUUUCAUGAGCUCGCCUGUGCUGUCCGACCUUGCCCGCUUUCAUGCCAGCUCGCCAGCACUGCAGCUGUCCAAUGCUAGUGUUUGGAACAGCGUUCAGACGGCUGUAAUUAAAGUCUUCCAAGGUGGGGGGCUACAGGCCAAUGAGCUCUACACUCUGAACGAAAGCAUAAGAUGGCUUUUAAGGACCGAGCUGGGAUCAUUUAUCACUGAGUACUUUCAGGAUCAGCUCUUGAAUAAGGGUCUGACGUACAUUUUGGAGAAGAUUCAGCUUCACAACGAUGAGACUCGUCUCCAAGCACUGUCUGAGAUGUGGGUGAGGUUUUUCACAGACGUCCUGCCAACUCUUCAAGCUAUUUUCUACCCUGUGCAGGGUCAGGAGUUGACUGUGAGGCAAAUGGCUCUUCUAGGCUUCAGGAACAUGGUUCUAUUGAAGCUUCCUGUGGAGAAUAUGUUUCAGUGCUCCUCGUAUCCUCCUCCAGUCACACAGAUGCUGCUCAUCCUGCAGGGCAUUCAUGAGCCUAAUGGACCUACGCAAGAGUAUUUCCGGCUUGAGAGGCUAGUGGACAUGGUUAUAUCUCCCUACCUGAGUAACUACCUCUACAUGAACCCUAGCAAUUCAUCUUCAUCUUCAGAGGAUCAUCUGGAAGGCCUGAGGUUGGUUGCCGCUCCGCACCUCAGUCAACCUGAGAUUAUGGUGACACACUUUGCCCACGAGUCUUUCCUGGCACCUCUAAUCGAACACGAGGGUGAAGCCUAUUUGGAAAGGACCGGCGGCGUCCGACGCCACACAGUCGCCAAUGUGCAUUCGGACAUCCAGCUCCUGUCCGUGAAAAACAGGAUGCGUUCAGAAAAAAUGGAGGUCAGUGGAGCAGCCAGGAUGACCAAGACAGAGAGCAAAAGGACGCCUAAUACUUUCUGCAGUGAACCGGCCUUUUCUGGCCCCCGGCCAGGUGGCGUGGAAAUCCUCCGAGGGCAAAGCACCGCAGAGAUGAAGUGUGGCCUAACUAGUUAAAAAAAAAGCCUCUUUCUCGUGCUCUCGAAACGCCCACCGACAUCUUGUGAAGUCACAAUAACUGAAACAAGCUAGGACGUGUUCGCUUAAUACAGCGUGGACGUGCUGCGGAAACGUGAGCUUUUUUUUGUGCGCUAACUACUGUUUGGCCUGUCGGUUUAGCCUGUUUUUAGGGUAGAGGGUGAUUUAAAGAAGCUUUCUCGAGGUGGUAAAGCAGUGUGUACGAACACUGUAACAAAAACACAGCAGACAGCACACUGAGACAAACUAAAGGCACUUCGUAACACUUAACACCUUUAUCGUCUCUUUCUUCAGCGGCUAGUGGAAACUAAACAUGCUGACAUGAAGAAAACUCCGACUUUUAGCCUUUUCGUGAAUGUUUUGUUGUAAAUGUUUUUAAUAUUUAAAAAUUGUAAUUUAAAAUAAUUCAAAAAAGGAAGUUCAUUCAGUGUGUGGGAGUGUGUACAAUAAUGUAUAUUUUUGCAUUUAAGUGUUUUUUGAAAUGGUUUUGGCAUUUUAACGCUGGACUGCGCGUGUAAGGUUUGAGCAGAGGUCUUUAGAGGUCCAUGUGAGCAUUUCUUUUCGGCUCUGGCACGCAGUUUAGAGUCCCUUCAGCAGAUUAGCUGUUAAGGAGCUUUAGAUGCUGUUUUCAACGUCAACAUCACCUCAGAAAACCUUUGUGGCGCUGUUUCAGCGUGUGAACUGCCAAAGAGCUUUAUCACAAGGACUUUUGACCUUGGAGCAGAUGGUUAUGUGUUAAUCAGAGACAAUGUUUUGUUGCUUUUUUUUUUUUUUGCUUUUUUUUACUUUAUUUUUAAAUUAGGUUAUAGGAAUUUCGAGUGAAAAUAAUCACAAUGCAAAAGGAAGUCUUACUGGUUAAAACAAAGUAACCUGUAAAAGAUUAAAUAUCCGUUACUGGGUUUUUUUUUUUUAGAUCUGGCAGAAGUAGCCAGACUCAUUGAGGAAGUUUUCUCUUCUGACUGCCACUGGAAGGAAGUUCACUGUAAUCGUAUUUGAGUUGAUCAGUUCAGUGAGGCUUUCCUAUUAAGAAGAUAGGGAAAUUGUGCAGCCGAAGGGCAUAAAUACACGGGACGUGAGAAGAAAAAAUGCACCGGUCUUUGAUGCCAUCUUCUGGAUGCUUUGCUCGAUUGCAACUAACAAUAAAUACAAAUUUCUGGGUAUUA